This is a messenger RNA of Paramecium pentaurelia, 1595 nucleotides long. The record is from the annotation of a GenBank genome assembly. NCBI's taxonomy places the organism in Eukaryota, Ciliophora, Oligohymenophorea, Peniculida, Parameciidae.
AUGGAUUAAUAAAAAAGUCUAAGUGAUUUGAAACAAGCCUUGACUUAUAGAAAUAGAAGCAAAGAUAUUAUUGAUAUAAUUGCUAAGGGUGUUCAAGAUCUUAAAUUCUUUAAAGAAAAAUAGUAAUUAUUUGAUCCAGCAUUAUAUUGUUAAAUGCUAAAAAAGAUCUAAUUGAGAGAAUUCAAAAAAGGAGAAGUCAUAUUUCAUUAUGGUAACAUCAUUUUGAUUGGUAGGUUCUAAUAAUGUUGAAUAGUUUUAUGUAAUUCUAUAGGGAUAAGUUGCAAUUUUAUGUCCAAAUGAUAAAAGCAUUACUCAUCAAUAAGUUAUUGAAGAGUAUUAAAAAGGAAUAGAUUCUAAUCCAUCUUAACUUAGAAGAUCAUCUGCAAUCUACAGUCCUCGUUUGUCUGCCUUUAACAAUAGAGCUCUUAAAGAUAUAAUCAUGGCACAGGCUUAUGGCAAUUUUUUAGGAAUCAGUAAUUAUUCAAUUAUAUAGUUGAUUUUUGUAGAUAUUCAAAAAGUCGAUUAAGAAUCCUUAAUUGAAGAAUAUACUAAUAAUCCCAAUCAAAUAUCGAUUGAUAAAUGGUUAGAUAAUUUGGUGAAAAGACUAUUUCCAAGCUUGCAUAUAGUAAAUAUGUGUUGUACAGGAGAUUAAUUUGGAGAGAUAGCUCUAAUAGGUAAUGUGACUAGAACAGCAACUGUAUUGUGUACUUAGGAUACAGUAAUGAUUACCUUAGCAAAUCCAGACUUUUAAGCCAUUUUAUAAUAAUAUCAUGAUCAAGUUAAAAAUGAAAAGAUUUCUUUACUUAGAAAUUUUGAACUCUUUAGCAAAUUAUCUGAUAAAAGAUUAAGGGGUAUUUUAGAGAAUAUAAUUGUUUAAAAACCUUCAAUGUUUAGUGUUAUUUAUAUGGAAAAUUCAAUUCCAGAAUAUAUAUAUUUUAUUAAACAAGGAGAAAUUGAAUUACUAAAAGUAUUUCCUAAGAAUAAAACAGUCUCAAUUACUUUACUUUAAAUGGGUUGUGUCUUUGGACAUGAAGAAGUUUAAUAAUCUAUUCCAAGAGAGUACAGAGCUAUUUCAAAAUCAUCAUAAUGUGAACUAUAUUUAUUGCCUGUUGAAACUAUAUAAUAAUUUGAUAAAAAAAAUUCAUAAUCAGUAGAAAAGAAAUUUCAUCAUGAAAGAUUAGAAAGGUUAUUAAGUGAUAAAAAAUCUUAGAAAACUAGUUCAUAAAUCACUUAAACUUCGAUUGAAUUAUAUAAAACAGUGUUUGAAAAAGAUUAUUCAAAUCUUUUCAGUCAUGCUUUACUUUAAAAAAGGUACUAUAUUAAUUUAAAUUAGAAUAAUAUCACCUAAACAUAGAAAAAUGUUAUCAGAACCAUUUACACCAUUUUUUGAUAUAGAUAAGAAAUCUUUCUCUUCUAAAAAGUAAUUAACAGAUAGGAAAACAAUUAACACAACUACAACAAGAUAUAAUAAAGAAAACUCAACAAGACAAUUCAGUACUUAAACAACAAUCAAUAUACACAGACAUUUAUUUAGUCCUAAAGUCAGUAAAAGACAAUUAGACACAAUCAUGCCCUUCAAAAAAAUUUUGUAAUGA